Molecule: messenger RNA, 2750 nt
Organism: Python bivittatus (Burmese python)
Lineage: Eukaryota; Metazoa; Chordata; Lepidosauria; Squamata; Pythonidae
Source: RefSeq, a predicted model, not a curated record
ACCCUUUUGCAUACUAGUAAUAGUAGUAGUAAAAGAGCAACAGAAAUAGUAUACUAGUAACAGUAGUGGUAGAAUAUAGCUUAGUAGUAGAAGUAAUAGUAUAGUGUAUAGUAAUAGCAAUAGUAGUAGAAUAUAGUAUAGAGAAAAGUUUGUUUAGUCAAUAGAGUGUAGGUUAAGAUAAUAGUUAUAGGAAGGACUCACACAUGUUGUAUAUAUCACUUUUAUAUCUUGGAUAGUGUUGUAUACAAAAAACCUCCCUAACCCUUAUAGGGAGACAUAAAACCCCAAGUGUCUAGGGUUCAGUGGUUUUUGGUGCUUUUGAGUCUGUGUAAGUCAAAAUUGGGUACUGUUUGGAAAAAGGAAAAAGAACCCAUGAUAGCAAGCCCAGAUUAGCUGCCAGGAAGUGGCACCCUAAGCGAAUCACGUAAUCGGCACCAUCGCCCUUUGAAAAAUGUUUUUUUCCUUGAAAUAUGUUGCCCUAAUUUACCUGUAUGGAUGGGCCUCUAGAGAAGUUAAAGAAGAAAAGGCAGUAUGUGAAGUGGCUUAUAGAUGUAGUGCGAGAAAUAAUAAUUUGCAAAGAUGGAAUGUUAUGGGGAAGUCCAGUGAAUGUUCUUUGUGUAAACUAGAGAAUCCAACAUAAAAAGGUUACGGCGUUUGGCCUGUUAGGAAAACAUAAUGAAUCGCCUGCUUGAAAAGUUCUUCAUUUUUCUCCUGCUUGGUGCACUGCUUGGAUUAUUUUUUUCCAUUUAUUGGAACACGGAAAUAACAGAUCAUGAAGAAGAUUGGUUGAAAACGCAAAAGGACCGUAAAGACAGCUUGCAUUCCAUCUGCCAGAACAAGAAUUUCUCGAGUUCAGAAAAAAAGCUAGAUGAAUAUGUGGCUAGACAGCUCUUUGUGGAUGAGAACUACAAAUUCAUCUAUUGUGAGGUGCCAAAGGUAGGCUGUUCUAUCUGGAAGAAAAUUGUUUUGCUCCUCACACUCAACCUGAGCAGGGACGUCUUUGAAGUAAACCAAGAUGAGAUUCAUAAAACAAAUCUUCUAAAGCGGUUGAGUUCUUAUCCAUCCAAACAACAACAAGAACUUUUGAACUCCUUCACUAAAGUGAUGAUUACCAGACAUCCUCUAGAAAGACUGGUCUCUGCUUACAGAGACAAGUUCUUGCACCUUGAACCUUACUAUAGCAUCACAGUGGCCAAUGAGAUCAAAGCCUUGUUUAGGAAGAACAAAAACCUUACGGGGAAUGUAACUUUCCAAGAGUUUGUAAACUUUGUUGUGACACGCGAUACGAAGCAUUUGGAUAUACAUUGGAAGCCAAUGUUCCAGUUGUGUGAUCCCUGCAACAUUCACUAUGACAUUCUGGGAAAGUAUGAGACACUGGAUCAGGAUGUCAGUCAUGUUCUCAGCAGAAUCAAAGCUCCACAGAGGGUCCGUUAUCCAAACAGUAAGCUCUAUACGGAAAGGACAAACAAGGACAUCACCACCCAGUAUCUAAAAAAACUGAACUGGGACCAAAUACAGAAAAUCACGGAUGUUUAUCAGAUGGAUUUCUCUUUGUUUAAUUAUUCUUUUACUGUUCGAAUGGAAAUGUCAUUUUAGAGGUUAGUCAUACCUCUGUUUUCUGGAUUCCUACUUUUGGGAGUAAGGCAAGGAUUUGCUAGAAAAAAUACAUUUCCUUAGGUGGCAAUCUGUUCAUGAAUUGCCUCCUUAAAGAUGUUUACUUGGUACCUUCGCUGAUUUCAUUGAGAUGUCAAACAUUUUAUUUUAUUAUUCUGUAAAUUCUGUAAAUUUGAUUUUACUGAUAACUUGUUUUAUUUCAGCACAGUUUCUUUUGAAUGUAUUCAUAAAUAUAAUUUAAUUUUGAUGUAAGCUUUCUUGAAAACUUUCUUGGUGGAAAUGGAGAAAGAGAAUUUUAAAACUGCAGUCAACAGAAUCUUAUUUCACAUACUCACUUUAAACCACACAAGUAAUUUAAAAACUGCAGUUAUGCAAUAUAAUGAGAAUUGAAAAGCUUUGUGGAAAUCUUGCAACAAUUUGUAUAAUUACUGUUUCUUCCAUGAAUGAACUUGGUGUAUCUUUAUAAUGAGACUCUGAUUUCACACAAAUCCAAAUCAUAUUUAUAACAACAGUUAUAUUUCCUUUCUUCUUAAAAUGAUUUUUUAAAAUCUAUUCUGCUAGAAAAACCAACUCUCUCUAUUCAUUCUGUACCAAUGUUGGCUGACAGAGGCAUGAUUGUUUUUGUUAUUAAGAUUUCCUACAUAUGAUUUCCAGAUUUCCAAACCACCAGGUUCACUAUAUUAUAUUGUGUUUUUAUUUUGCUUCCUGUUGAUAUUGUGAGCCACCCAGAGUUGUUUUACAUUUAGGCAUCACGUGAUGCCUAAAUGUAAUACAUAAAUAAACCAUCAUUUUGGUAAUCAUUGUUUGUUGAAUAAACCAUAUUUUGCUGUUUAUUUACACAUCACACUAUACACUAUGCUAUACUACAAAUCAAAGCGUCUGGGUCUAUCCAUUGCACUAAGUAACAAAGAAGCAAACCGCAUCACAAUUUAAUGAGUUGCAUGAACCUUGACACUGAGCACUUGAAAUUUGUUUCCAGUUUAUGACUUGCAGAUUGUAUGUGACCAGCAUGCAAGAACACAUUGCUUUCACAAGCAUUCACUGGACUCUAUCUCUGUAUAUAUUUGAUGUUUCGUUUUCACAUUUUUGUUAUCGGAAUAUUAAUUUUGUGUUUCUGAAAAAUAAACCCACCUUGA